Messenger RNA from Drosophila grimshawi, 946 nucleotides. RefSeq names its product phenoloxidase-activating factor 3. The record is from RefSeq and is a predicted model, not a curated record. Gene Ontology annotation, molecular function: serine-type endopeptidase activity. The coding region runs from base 20 to 904 and encodes 294 amino acids. Lineage: Eukaryota; Metazoa; Arthropoda; Insecta; Diptera; Drosophilidae. The transcript has 3 exons. Gene Ontology annotation, biological process: proteolysis.
UUGCUUAGAAUGCCACGGAAUGGAUUUGGUGCUUCGCUUGCUGAUGCUGCUGCUCAUUCCCUGGGGCUGGGCAGAGGUGACUUUUGACUUUCAAGAUUGCGGCAUAUUCAACGAGGAACUACAUGAGAAAUUCACGCAUAUUACGGAUAUACACGAACAUCCCUGGAUGGCCAGGUUGGGAUAUGAGACCAAUCGUGGCAUUGCCUACAAGUGCCUGGCCGUCCUCAUCUCCACUCAGUAUCUCCUGGCCCCCGCCCAAUGUUUUGAAACCAAGCAGUUGGCAGAGACAACCAUUCGUUAUGCUCUCCUCGGCGAUUGGAAUCCGAGGAAUGCCCACAUGAAGCCGGAUUGUGAUGACAUGCAACGUUGCAACGCGGAACCUCAAUUGAUGGAGAUCGAAGAGAUCGUCAUACAUCCCGAAUACAGAACCUCCACAUUCUCCAAUAAUAUUAGCAUCUUGAAGUUGGUUAGGAAUGUGACUUUUACGGAUCACAUUCGAGCCAUUUGCCUGCCGCCUUUGGGCAUCAAUCCCAUUGGCCAAUAUCUAUCACUUGCGGGCUUUGCCACAAAUGCCACCAUUGGCUACAAGUUGAAGGCUCUUGUGCACAUUACGAGCAACUCAAAGUGCCGUCGCAAUCUGGUCGAUUACGACAAUCUCUUUGCGGCAACACCCUACAAACUGAAGCACCUCUGUGGCUUUUGCAAUCUGAAUUCCUCCUUAAUAACAGGCUCGGCGCUGAUGGGCGUCCAUGCGGACGAACUGGAACCGAAGAACUAUUAUCUGGUUGGACUGCUGCUGGCCAUGAGCAACGAUAUGCCACACAUCUAUAUUAGGGUACAGCCCUAUCGCAAAUGGAUCGAGAGCAAUAUUAAUUUGAUGGAUAUGGAUGAAGGGAAACAAUAAAUCAAAUCUAGUCGACUGUGCUCGUCUAGAUAAUUUACAAAA